CUCAUCAACACUACUGCAUCACUAGAAGACUUCUUAGAGAUGUUUGAUGAGAUUGAGGAGGGCCGUGUGUCUCUUUUCAUUGACCUGGAAGGUUUUCAGCAUGGUCGCAAUGGAACACUGUCAACGAUUCAGUUUACAUUCGCUCACCAGCCUGACGUGACCUAUGUCGUUGACAUCCUUGUUCUUCGAGAGAGGGUAUUUGGAACAGUUGGCGAGCACAAGAAAUCCAUCCAAGUUAUUCUCGAAGAUCCAGAAAUUUACAAGGUUCUUUUCGAUGCUCGCCAAGAUAGCGCAGCUUUGUAUUGGGAAUGGGAUGUCAAGCUCGCUGGCAUCAUUGAUGUUCAAUUGAUGGAGCUCGCCGAUCGUGGUCGUCGUCGGAGAUAUCUCUCCAGCCUCGAAAAGUGCAUCAAGAAGUACGUCGAGCUCACUCCGGAGGAAUCUGAGGCCUGGUCCGCUACCAAGCACGCUUGUAGGAAGUACUCCGCGAACGAGUACGGCUUGGAAUGGUCUCUUCGCCCGAUGCCCGAAUAUAGGUUGGAUUGGAUCCUUCGCCCCAUGCCAGAGAUCUUGUUGAGAUACGCUGCCAAUGAUACUACGUUUAUGCCCGCUCUCUAUGAUGCACUGCAAUACAACUUGGAGGGUGCAGGU
Mollisia scopiformis is the source of this 648-nucleotide messenger RNA. RefSeq lists its product as uncharacterized. Gene Ontology annotation, biological process: nucleobase-containing compound metabolic process. NCBI's taxonomy places the organism in Eukaryota, Fungi, Ascomycota, Leotiomycetes, Helotiales, Mollisiaceae. The transcript has a single exon. The record is from RefSeq and is a predicted model, not a curated record. Gene Ontology annotation, molecular function: nucleic acid binding; 3'-5' exonuclease activity. The annotation marks the transcript as partial.